Messenger RNA from Solanum verrucosum, 698 nucleotides. RefSeq lists its product as uncharacterized. NCBI's taxonomy places the organism in Eukaryota, Viridiplantae, Streptophyta, Magnoliopsida, Solanales, Solanaceae. Gene Ontology annotation, cellular component: cytoplasm. Gene Ontology annotation, molecular function: oxidoreductase activity, acting on a sulfur group of donors, disulfide as acceptor; protein-disulfide reductase activity. The record is from RefSeq and is a predicted model, not a curated record. Bases 44 to 595 code for a protein of 183 amino acids. The transcript is spliced from 2 exons.
AUAAAACAGAGAAAUCGUCAACUAGUCGCACAGUUUCCCUCCUAUGUCGACAAUUCUCGAUUCACUCGCCAUCUCUUCAAUUUUUUCCUCUAAUCUCCGCCCAUCCCUCCGCCCCUCACCGCCGUUCUCCGCCGCAUGGGACCGCCGUGCCCCUCUGAAAUUCACCGGCUUUUCUAUAUCAUAUACCUCUGUUAAUAAUCAAGUUUCACUUGCAUCUUCUUCAAGGAUUUCUCGCCGCACAAAUAGCGUAUCCGGCGAAGCUUCCGAUGUUGCCUUCGAUGUCCCUACCGUGACAGAGGAAACAUGGGAUUCACUCGUUCUCAACGCUACUGAACCCGUGGUGGUUGAGUUUUGGGCUCCCUGGUGUGGACCAUGUCGCAUGUUCCAUCCAGUAAUCAGUGAUCUUGCAAAGCAAUACACAGGAAGGGUAAAGUGCUUCAAAUUGAAUACCGAUGACAGCCCUUCUGUAGCAUCUAGAUAUGGAAUCCGAAGCAUCCCAACAAUAAUGAUCUUCGUUAACGGAGAGAAGAAAGAUGCUAUCAUUGGUGCUGUACCCAAAACAAGUCUAACUGCCAGCAUAGACAAAUUCUUGUAGAAGCUGCUGAAUGGUAAAGCCAAAAGCUGCAUUUGCUUUGUUUUGUCUGCUUUUUUCUUUCUUUUGAAUGGUAAAACCAAAGCUACACUUGGUUUUGAGCUUU